This is a messenger RNA of Bufo bufo (common toad), 1755 nucleotides long. RefSeq names its product tetratricopeptide repeat domain 5 (gene TTC5). The transcript has 10 exons. Gene Ontology annotation, molecular function: protein binding. The record is from RefSeq and is a predicted model, not a curated record. NCBI's taxonomy places the organism in Eukaryota, Metazoa, Chordata, Amphibia, Anura, Bufonidae. Bases 71 to 1366 code for a protein of 431 amino acids.
CGAAACUCCCGCCUGCAGCGAGCUCUGAAUCCUUUAACAGACUAGAAGGAGAAGGAGAGCUCGGGAAACUAUGGCUGAAGGGGGAGCGGAAACAGAAGCAGAAGUGAGGGAUAGAGUGCAGGAGCUAGUAGAGAAGCUUUUUCAUUUUCGGGACCACUAUUUUGAAACCCACAGUGUGGAAGAUGCUAUUCGGAAACAGUUUGAUGUGAAGGAAGAAAUGAAGCGGACCAUUGCCUUGAUGGAUGAGACUGAUGAUGCCUGGAAGAACAAGGCCUUCUUCCUAAUGCUGAAGGGGAAGGCUCUGAAUGUCACACCCAGCUAUUGCCUGGAAGCUGAGGAAAUGCUUUCAAAGGCAGUUAAAUUGGACCCGGGGCUGGUAGAAGCUUGGAAUCAGCUUGGAGAAGUAUACUGGAAGAAAAUGGAUGUGACUGCUGCAAAGACUUGCUUCUUGGGUGCUCUGAAUCAUUGUAAGAACAAAGUCUCACUGCGAAACCUCUCAAUGGUGAUGCGGCAACAGCGCGCACAAGAUGCGGAUGAAAAUUCUCAAAAUAUCAUGGACAGUGUAAAGCAAGCCAAGCAAGCAGUUCAAAUGGAUACAAGAGAUGGCACUUCCUGGUAUAUCCUUGGCAAUGCCUAUCUCUCUCUGUUCUUCUGCACUGGCCAAAAUCCCAAAAUUUCUCAGCAGGCUCUAAAUGCGUAUGUACAGGCGGAGAGAGUGGACAAGACUGCCUCCAGUAAUCCAGAUUUGCACCUCAACCGAGCAACGUUGUGCAAGUAUGAGGAGAACUAUCAAGGAGCACUCGAUGGGUUUUCUCGAGCUGCAGCUCUGGAGCCAUCUUGGACUGAACCUGUUAUGAGGGAAGAACAAUUACUUGAUUACCUGGGCAGGUUGUGUGGUCUUCUCAGCAAUAAGGGAAAGAUCCGUGGUAAACGACUUCAGAACAUGCUGAGUAGCUUAAGUCCUGGGCUUUUGGGUCAUUAUGGAAGUUCUGGUGGAUUACAGUUAAAGCCCUUAAGUGCUCUGCAGCCAGGAAAAAACCCUGGCUGUGUGGUGCUUGGGAGGGUUGUUUUCAGCCUGGUGCCUGAGGAGCGAGUACCAUUCACAUUUGGACUUGUUGAUACAGAGGGAACUUGUUAUGCUAUAAUGGUUUACAAUAUGGUGGAAAGCUGGGGAGUUCUCAUUGCAGACUCUGUUACCAUCCCUGAACCGCACUUGAAACAACACACUAUUCAACACAAAGGCCAGACCUCUGCCUUUGAAAGUAUACGCGUGGACUCUCCUGUACGGUUGUUGGUGAAUGGUAAGCCUCAGGGACCAAGCACUCAGGCCAGCGCAACAGUGGCUUACAGACCCCAGAGCGAAUAAUUGCAGAACAGCCGGAUCUAUCCUCAAAGCUGUGAAUUGGGGACUUACAAGCAGAAGCAUCAACUGCUAUGUCCCUCACAUUCUGUGGUGAAGGAUAAACUCUCUUGCAGGGUUAUAACACAGAAAACACUUACAAGCUGCACUUAUCUGGUACAGUACAGUUGUUGCAAGCCUUUAAUGGCAGGAAGAGACUAUUUAGAAUGGCUUCCUGUAACAAGUGCCCACAUUCCUUAUCCUCCCUGUUGCUGUCUAUUUUGUUUUACCAGCUGUAGUUGUAUUUAUGAUCCAGAAUUGUGAUUAUUUAUUUUGCCAAUACGUUUUGUUGCUUUAUAUUUAGAGGAAGAUUAAUAUUAUUUUUUUCUAUUAAAAAAAAUAAAUUUACAAUUUAC